GUUCACGUAAUGAUGAUGAAGUAGGUUUUGGAGGAGGACCGACGGAUUUGUCCUUGUUAACGGAGUACGAUAAGCAUAUGGCUAUUCCGAUAUGGUAUGCAGACCCAAAUGACAAAGAGGAAUCAUGACGGACGACAAAGUUGGCCGAACAAGACGUGGCGGUGCAAGCAAAGCACAUAGCUCUGCACGUAGACAGGCUGCGGUCAAUGUAGAUAAAAUUCCAAGUCGAGCUAAAGGGAAAGCAGUUUCAACCACGAUGGAUGAGCCUCGACCGGAGGAUGCAGAAUCGCAAGAGGAGAAUGAAGACGUGGAAGAAAAUAUUUCUGAAGAAGGGGAAGAGGAAGGGGAGGAAGGGGAGGAAGGAGUGGAUGAGGAAGCGGAGGAAGCGGAUGAGGAAGCGGAUGAAGAGGGGGAUGAUGAUGGGGAAGAAGAAGUUGAUGAGGAAGCGGAAGAGGAAAUGGAGGAGGAAGAGGAGGCUGAACAACCACCACCAGAACCUAAAAAACCACGGAAAAAGGUUACACGAGUAACACAAGGAAGGAACCCACCACGAGUUAAACCACCACCAGUUACAUGUUAUGAUGGUGGUCCGUCUGACUUGUCUUUGUUGCCGGGAUUUGGAAAACAUGUUGCUGUACCGUUGUGGAAAGGAGAGCUCCAAUCCCGGUAUUUGAGGGUAAUGAACAACGGGAAAAAAAUCAACAAUUUCAAGAUAUGUCCGAAAGAGUACUCGUGGUUUUGGAAUGUCGUUAAUGCGUCCGGACUCGAAACUCUGCGGCGGACAAAUUACAAUCACACCGAUUGGGGUCUGUUGACGGCAUUUGCAGAGCGAUGGCAUCCUGAGACCGGAACUUUCCAUCUUCCUAUUGGUGAGAUGACUAUAACCUUGGACGACGUGUCCUCAUUGCUUCAUAUUCCGAUUACCGGAAAAAUGCUCGACCACAACGGAACGUCAUGUACAAAGGAAGAUGGUGAAGAGAUGUGCGUAGAGUAUCUGAACUUCCCUAUUAGUAAGUGCAAGAAAGAGUUUCAAAAAAUGAAAGGAGCACAUAUAGGGUUUAAGGCGUUGAAGGAUUUGUAUCUCGAUAAUUUGAAGGAUGCCUUGAAAGCUGAAAGGUUAAAGAAGCCUGCUGAAGAUGUGGAAUUCCUCAGGGAAUGCACCAUUAGAUGCUAUUUGCUCUACUUGAUCGGUGCAACCAUUUUCACCAACAAAAGUAUGCAGUACGUGGACGUCAUUUUUCUUACCUACUUGCGAGACCUCAGUUUAGUUAACACGUGGAAUUGGGGUGCUUCUGGGCUGGCAUAUCUGUACAACUACUUGGAUGCUGCAAGCCGCCCGAGAUGUGGAAAUCAUGGUGGUUAUAACUGUCUAUUUCAGGCCUGGAUUAUGGCGCAUUUCAAAACUUUUGGUGGACGUUUUGUUGAUGAGAGAUACACCCACGACAAUCCCUAUGCGGCAAGAUUUUUGCCUUUAAAAGGACCAAAAUUUCCAGGGCAGCAUACUUGGUCGAGCGGAUUUGAGGAAAGCGCUCGAUGGUCAACUCAAUUUGGCCGAUGCUUUGGUGGUUAUUGA
Trifolium pratense (red clover) is the source of this 1573-nucleotide messenger RNA. RefSeq names its product protein MAIN-LIKE 1-like. Gene Ontology annotation, biological process: meristem maintenance; meristem development. NCBI's taxonomy places the organism in Eukaryota, Viridiplantae, Streptophyta, Magnoliopsida, Fabales, Fabaceae. Bases 125 to 1573 code for a protein of 482 amino acids. The record is from RefSeq and is a predicted model, not a curated record. The transcript has 4 exons.